CGCACUUUGUCGCCAUCGUGUGGAGGCUCUCGGUGAAGGCGGAUGUAGCAGCAGUGGGACUUAAAAUGGCGCCUGGAGAAACAAACACAAGCUGGUGUCGAGGUGUUUUUACCGUUAACGGCAGGAAAACAGCCGCAGGGAGUGUGACAGGUAAACCCACACAUGAACACUCUUUCUCCGUUUUGGACCUCUGGCGGUCCCUUCUUGAUUCGGCACGUGCGCGCGCAGCGUGACCACAGAGGCUAACCGAACAUCAAUCAAGCACUGACCAAAAAGGAACCGAGAUUUAAUCAAGAACUAACCGCGGAUUAACCGAGCUCUGGCCGUGAAUUAACCGAGCACAGGUGUCCGUUUAUCAUCUCUGAGUGAUUAUUGAUGCUUCGUGUGAACCAGCUGUGACCCUCAGGUAGAUUAGCACCAGGCGACCAGGUAGCCAUCACGCUAUGAGGUCGUGACCUUUCAGUGACUGGCGAUGGCGGCUGAACUUUUCCCCACCAGCCUCCCUCAUGAAGACCAAGUGGAGGUGAAGAAGACCUUGAUCCAGCCCAGCCAAUCAAAGCCUCCUGGGGGUUACCAUGACGAAGGCAACAGAGAUGAAGCUCAACCCAACUUCAAUGCUGACGGAGAGGAGAGAGAUAACCGCCAGGAAACGCAACCCACACUCAGAGAGAGGAACGCUCUGAUGUUCAACAACGAGCACAUGGCUGAUGUUCACUUCAUUGUCGGCCCUCCAGGAGACACUCAAAGAGUUCCUGCUCAUAAGUAUGUCCUGGCCGUGGGCAGCUCAGUCUUUGGAGCCAUGUUUUAUGGGGAUUUGGCUGAGGGUCAGUCUGAGAUCCAGAUCCCUGACGUGGAACCGGCUGCUUUCCUCAUCUUAUUAAAGUAUAUGUACAGUGAUGAGAUCCAGCUGGAGGCGGACACGGUGCUCGCCACACUCUACGCUGCUAAGAAGUACAUUGUUCCGGCUCUGGCAAAGGCAUGUGUGUCAUUCCUGGAAACAAGUCUGGAGGCGAGGAACGCCUGCGUGCUGCUGUCUCAGAGCUGUCUGUUUGAGGAGCCUGAGCUGACGCAGCGCUGCUGGGAGGUGAUCGACGCUCAGGCUAACCUGGCUCUGCGUUCUGAAGGUUUCUGUGAGAUCGACCUGCCCACGCUGGAGAUCAUCCUGCAGAGAGACUCGCUCAACAUCCGGGAAGUGUCCGUCUUUCAGGCCAUGCUGUGCUGGGCGGCGGCUGAGUGUCGGCGUCAGGGUCUGGCGGUGACCCCAAGGAACCAGCGUCUUGUUCUGGGUAAGGCUCUGUACCUGGUGAGGAUCCCCUCCAUGACGCUGCAGGAGUUUGCUGACGGACCAGCACAGUCAGACGUCUUGACGCUGAAAGAGACUCGUGACGUUUUCUUGUGGUUCACCGCCUCCAACAAACCCAGACUGGAGUUUCCUCUAGGGAAGCGGACUGGCCUGGUGCCACAGAGGUGUCACCGCUUCCAGUCUUCAGCAUACCGCAGCAACCAGUGGCGCUACAGGGGGCGCUGCGACAGCAUCCAGUUUGCCGUUGACAGACGGAUCUUCAUGGCCGGACUUGGGCUGUAUGGGUCGAGUGGUGGGAAGGCAGAGUACAGCGUGAAGAUAGAACUGAAGAGGCAGGGGUCGGUUCUGGCCCAGAAUCUGACCAAGUUCCUGUCAGACGGAUCCAGCAGCACCUUCCCCGUAUGGUUCGAACAUCCAGUCCAGGUGGAACAGGACACCUUCUACACAGUAAGCGCCGUGCUGGAUGGGAAUGAGCUCAGUUACUUCGGUCAGGAGGGGAUGACCGAGGUGCAGUGUGGGAAAGUGACCUUCCAGUUCCAGUGCUCCUCAGACAGUACCAAUGGGACCGGGGUGCAGGGGGGGCAGAUCCCUGAGCUCAUCUUCUACUGCUGAACCACCACCAGAAAUCUGACCAAUCAGAGAACAAGCUACAGACUGGGCAGCUCAGACACUACUGAUGUGUCUCAGCUGUGAGCUGAUUGGUUUGCGUGUUUGAAUGUUGCAGUGACGGAUGGAUCUGACUUUGUUGCUGCUCCUUGAGUAUCACGUUUAUCAUGAGUUGUUUGUUGAUGUUGUUUCCUUCAGCUGCCGUAAGGUGUCACUACAGAGCAGGACAUACUGAAGGAGUAACCUCCGGCCAUGAAAAAUUAAAUCAAUGCAGAACACUGCAGUUCCUCUAGGGUCCACUAGAGACUGUACUACAGUGAAUCAUUCCUCAUAGAGAUCCAUGUUAAAAUGUCUGACUUUAUAACAGAAAUAAAGAUGUUUACAGCCUGCUACAACAACCUGUUUGUCUUGCUUUACUGUAUGGGCGUGACGGUGAAGAUUUACUUUCAGGAUGUUGCAGCAAACCUAAAAAGGGACCAA
Molecule: messenger RNA, 2389 nt
Organism: Cheilinus undulatus (humphead wrasse)
Lineage: Eukaryota; Metazoa; Chordata; Actinopteri; Labriformes; Labridae
Product: BTB/POZ domain-containing protein 6-B-like
Exons: 5
Coding region: 473-1915 (480 amino acids)
Biological process (GO): neurogenesis
Cellular component (GO): cytosol
Molecular function (GO): protein binding
Source: RefSeq, a predicted model, not a curated record